AUGACACAGUAUUGGACUCCUCACUGUGAAGAUGAAAUCAAACCAGCAGUAGACAUGAUUUUUAAAACAUUGGAUGCUGGUAUUGAAUUCUACAAUCAUUAUGCUGCCAAAGUCGGGUUUGACACGAGGUCUAGUUCCGUCGUUACAGCACGUGACGGGACAAAAACUCAAAAGCAAAUCAUUUGCAAUAGAGAAGGAUUUAAGAAUACAGGAGCUCAACAUUGUCACUCGCAGUCAAGUGCAGAUGCAGGGGAAGGUCCUUCCCGUCCAAAGCGGCGAAGGGUUUCAAACAGAACUGGCUGCAGAGCUAGGAUUAUAUUUAAGUACAUUGGAGCAGCUGGGUACCAAGUUACAACUUUUAUUGAAAAACAUAAUCACAGCAUGUCUUCGGUUCUGGCAAGGCAGUUUCUAAAGGGAAAUAAAAACAUCUCCAGUGUUCACCAGAAGUUUAUACUCGACUGCGCUAAAGCAAAUAUUGGAGCAUCAAAAUCACACGGUUUAUACAGUUAUAUUGUGGGGGAUUACUCUGAAGUUGGGGCGACUGUAGUUGACUUUAAGAAUGUUAGAAGGGAUCUCAGAGCAUACAUAUUGGGAGCUGAUGCACAAAUACUGGUGCAUAAUCUUAUUAAGAAAGAAGAGAUGUGCCCUGCAUUUGCUUUUGACUACGAAGUUGAUGAAGAUGACCAGAUGAGCAGACUAUUUUGGGCAGAUCCAAUGUCAAAAAAGAAUUUUGCUGCAUUUGGAGAUGUUGUCUCUUUUGAUGCCACAUACUCAACGAACAGGUACAAUCUGGCAAUGGGUAUAGAACCAAGAAUAAUUUUCACCGAUCAAGAUCCAGCUAUGAAAGUGGCGAUUCCAACAGUUUUCAAGCAAGUCAGGCAUCGUUAUUGCAUGUGGCACAUCAUGUGUAAAGUUGGGGAAAAGGUGGGUCCUACGCUGAACAAGGAUGAGGAAUUCAGGAACAAACUGAACUCAAUCGUUUGGACGUCAUCUUUGGAACCUCUUGAUUUUGAGAAGCAGUGGAGAGAGCUCAUGGAAAAGUACAAUAGUCGAACACAAUUGGUUUACAACUAUGUUUGA
Messenger RNA from Ipomoea nil (Japanese morning glory), 1080 nucleotides. Its product is annotated as protein FAR1-RELATED SEQUENCE 5-like. Gene Ontology annotation, biological process: regulation of DNA-templated transcription. NCBI's taxonomy places the organism in Eukaryota, Viridiplantae, Streptophyta, Magnoliopsida, Solanales, Convolvulaceae. The transcript is spliced from 3 exons. Bases 1 to 1080 code for a protein of 359 amino acids. The record is from RefSeq and is a predicted model, not a curated record.